AUUGUAUCAAUCUCUCAAUCCCCGAUUUUAUAUUAUAGACCUACUGCCUCUCUUUUCCUGCUCUCUUUAUCAAUCAUGGCGGGUGUACUGGUGGGAGUAUUUCUGGAAAAAGUAUCUGAAUACACCGUUAAAGCUCUGUUUCGUGGCUUCACGUAUAUGUUUUGUUAUAAAACUCUUGUUGAUCAACUCAAUUCGGAAACUGAGAAGCUUAACAUCGAGGAGGGCAACAUGUCCAGGGAAGUUGAGAAAGAAAAAAAUAAUGGUAAAAUAGUUAAAGACUAUGUAUCCAAAUGGCAAGUCAAUGCGCAAGAGAUUCAAAAAAGUGCCGCUGAAGAGCUUUCACCUUCAUGCAGCUGUAUUCAGCGUCUGCCGGUUCCUAAUCCCAUCUCCCGUUUUCGAAUUGGAAGGGAGGCGGUGAAGAAGGCGAAGGCAGUAACUCAACUCAAAGACUCCGGAAAGGAGUAUCUAACUGGAGAAAUUGCAUACCUUCCGGAGGUUAUAGUCAUGCCAAAUUUUGAGACCACAUUCGAGGAGUUUGAAUCGAGAAAAGAUACUUAUCAGAAACUCUGGGAUUCACUUGUGGACGAAGAUGGUCCUGUGAUUCACGGCAUCUAUGGAAUGGCGGGAGUGGGAAAAACUCGCAUGAUGGAACAGUUUUGGGAAGAGGCCAUAAAGAAGAAGAUUUUCAAAAAGGCGGUACGAGUUAAUGUAGGCAGUGAAAACAUGGACAAAAUGAAGUUGCAAGAACAGAUUGCUGGCCUUCUCGAUUGCAAACUGGAGUCAGAAGUUAUGGAAAAUAGAGCUUCUCAACUGGAAAACAGUAUAAGAAAUAGAGGUAAAAUUCUCCUGAUACUAGAUGACGUAUGGAGGGAUAUUCACUUAGACGAUAUCAUUGGAACUCCAUUUGGCAAUGGCACUAGUUCUUCUGGGGGUCCUAAAAUCCUCUUCACAUCUCGAAAGAAAGAAAUGUGCUUGGCUAACAAGUGCCAGCAUAUUGUCGAAAUCAAAACCUUAAGUCCUGGUGAAGCUUUGUAUAUGUUCAAGAAGAUUGUUGGUCCUGCUGAUUUAAAUAAUCCUCUACCGGAUGAAUCCCUGGUGAAAGAAGUUUGUGAUAAGUGUGGUGAAUUGCCAUUGGUCAUUCAUGCGGUUGGCAAAGCACUAAAAGGCAAGCCUAACUAUUGGUGGACAGACGCACACGAUCAACUUCAGAAGGGAAAGUUUGAAGAAAUUGCUGAUGUAGAUCCGCAAGUAUAUAGCGGUAUCAAACUGAGUAUUGAUUAUCUACAAAAUGAUGAUGCCAAAUCAUGUCUUUUUCUCUGUUCCAUGUUUCCUGAAGAUGCUGACAUCGAUAUCAAGAUACUGAUCCAGUUAGCAACAGGCUCGCAACUUAUACCCUGCGGAGAAUCAAGAGUACUUGCUAUGGUUGAUUAUCUCAAGAAAUCUUCUCUGUUGCUAGGCUCUGGUGAAGAUGCUCAAACAAAGGUUCAUGAUAUUAUUCGAGCCGUAGCAAGAUCCAUAGCUUUCACAGAUUCAAAAUAUGCAUUUUUACAGGUAACAUGCAACUCAAGAUACUUGCCUUCUAAUGCCAAUUAUACCCGAAGAUUCUUACGUUUAGAUGUGGAGACUGAGGAUGUUGAUUUUGGCGAGCAUUGGAUAUGCCCAAACCUGCACACCUUGUGGCUACACUGCGGCAACUAUUGGCAACCUUUCUCAGGUGGCUUCUACAGUAUGUUUGUGAAUCUCAGUUGUCUGAUGCUACAAUAUGUGGACAUUUCUUCAGAGCACUUCUCUCUUCAGCCUUUGGGUAAUCUUGGGACGCUUAGUUUAUUUUCCUGUGACAUAAGGAACACGGAUGCUAGAUUUUAUCCCAAAAGACUAGAAUCUCUUUGCAUUUAUGAGUGCAGGCUCCCAGAGCCGCUGGAUGUAGCAAACCUGGAAUAUCUUCGAAAGCUAGAGAUCCGACAACAGAGAGCUGUACUGGUAAGGGAGAAUGUCAUAUCUAGUCUAUCCAGUCUGGAAAAAUUACAUGUGUCUCAUGGAUUCGUCCAUAGCUAUGACGAAUAUCAUAUGGAGCCCAUAGUGAAGGAGAUCAGUGAAUUGACCUGUCUCAGAAGUCUACAUUUUGAAUUCUAUCAGGAUAAUACUUUUCAAGGUACAGAUAUACCUUUUAGUACAGACAGAUACAAUAUAUUUGUGGGUGAAGCGCUAAAUGGGAAUUUUAAGUUUGACCAAGACUGGAAAGUUCCAUUAACGAAGUCGAUUCAGAUCAUAGGAAAUCACUCGAUGCCUUGGGAAGGUUUGAUGGUGAGCGCUGAAAAAGUGAAUUUGUGCAACAGCGAUGUAGACGUGAGUAGCAUCUGUAAUGAUCACAAGAGAGCAUUUGAAGACUUGAAAAUACUGGUUAUUUUUGGAUGUGACAACAUGGGGCAUCUAGCAAGUAUAUCACGGGACCGGAUCCUGGACAGUGUUCAAUUGGCAACAUGUUUUUCUAAACUAACCAUUUUGAAGAUUUUUAGGUGCUCUAAAUUGAAAUACCUCUUCUGCAACAACAUUGCAAAAACUUUGGUACAACUGCAGGAGCUGCGCCUAGAUCAAUGUGAUUCUAUGGAAGCCAUCGUAAUGAAUGAAGGCACAAGUGAUGGAGAAAUCAUCAAUUUCUCCAAAUUAAAAUCACUCCAGAUAGAAUAUGCGCCCAAACUCAGAAGCUUUUGCGCAGAAAAUUCCGACUACCCCUCUGCUCAGAAUCUGCCCCUUUUGGAUAAAAUGGUUGCAUUCCCUUCCUUAGAGUAUAUAUACAUAUGUAGGUGUGGGAGCUUGAGAAGCAUGUUCGCAUCUUCUGUUGCCCGUGAACUUAAGCAGCUUAAGCAAAUAAGAGUAGAAGCAUGCGAGGAAAUGACAAGUAUAGCUAGAGUUGAUGAACAAGCAAUCUGUGAUGGCAUACUGUUCCCUGAGUUGACGUGUCUAGUGCUAUAUAAUUUGCCAAAUUUGAUGAGUUUUUGGAGUAAUCAAAAUGGAAAAGCUGAUACUUGCAAGGCACAGCUCAUCCCUCGACUCUCGUCAAAUGUUGUUCUAGACUUCCCUCAUCCCAAAAGUUUUUUUGAUGAUGAAAAUUUCCAGUUGUAUAUGCCGAUUUUAAAGAAGUUGGUAGUUGAUAGUUGUCGAAUUACAACUCUUUUCACCUUCUCCGUGUUCAGGAAACUCCAACUCGAGACGUUAGAAGUAAAAUGUUGUGAAUUUUUAGUGAACAUUGUUGAGGAUUUCAGGGGUGAUCAGAUUUGUGACCGGAUUAUCACACUCUCUCGACUCACAAAAGUUGAUCUUAUGAAUUUGCCCAACCUCAAAAGGUUUUUCCAGGUUGCAAAUUAUGAAUUUCAUAUGCCAGUUUUAAAGACCAUGGAAAUUCGUGGAUGUGGAUUGUCUAAUACUCUUUUUACGCGUUCUAUCUUCAAAAAUCUCCAACAACUAGAGGAAGUGCAUAUAAGUGAUUGCGAACUGUUGGAUGGCAUCUUUGAGGAUGCAGUUGGUGAUGAAAUUCUGGAUCCUAGUGACAAGAUCAUCACCCUUAAUCGAGUCACUGAUAUAUAUCUUGACGAUUUACCAAAAUUUAAGAGUAUUUUCUAUGGUGCAACUUACGAGUGUCAUAUGCCGGCCUUAAGGAAUGUGACAAUUUCUAGAUGCAAACUCCAAAUUCUUUUCACAUGCUCGGUGUUUCGAGAAAUCAGACAAGUCGAAAAGUUAAAUAUAAGCAGCUGUGAAUCGAUGGAACACAUUGUUAAAGAGGUUGGCGGUGACGAAACCUUUGGGGUAAAUGGUACAAGUAUCACAUCCCCUCAACCACUACAACAGAUUCAGCAUCACACAACGGUUUUUGCCCGUUGUCUGAGACCACAGAAAACCGUGGUCUAUCGAGACGCCGUCUGAUAUGCGUAUCAGACAACGGUGCGCAUCGUUGUGUGAUAGUGGUGAACACGAUGGUUUACGUUAAAAAAAUUGUUGUGCAACACCCAGAACCAACAACGUUUUCUCUUAAACGUGGUGUUGUUAGAAACUCUUCAUAACAAUAGUUGUUUUCAAAAAUGAUGUUGUUAGAGAGGAUAUACACAACAGUUUUUGGAUAUAUUUACUUGUUAAUAAGAGUAUCAGACAAGAUUGUUUGUGUUAUAGAGGCUCGUGUUUUACUAUCUUGUACAACGGGUUUCGAUCAGUGGUCACUUGUGUAAGGCUUCUUAUAACAAUAAUUUAUAUAAUGA
Molecule: messenger RNA, 4250 nt
Organism: Daucus carota subsp. sativus
Lineage: Eukaryota; Viridiplantae; Streptophyta; Magnoliopsida; Apiales; Apiaceae
Product: disease resistance protein At4g27190
Exons: 3
Coding region: 76-3921 (1281 amino acids)
Molecular function (GO): ADP binding
Source: RefSeq, a predicted model, not a curated record